AUGCUGGCUUACACUCAACAACAAUUAUCAAUCUUACCGGAACUAGACGAGCUGAAUCACUCUAGUUCUUCUUUACAUAAAUCUGGAUCUAAAUCACGAAUAGACAAAGAAAGCUCCCUAAAGAAAUAUCAAGAAAACAACAAAGCCGAUGAUCUAGAGGGUUUUGACAGCAUACAGGAGUUAUCAUUCUCAAAGUUUUCUAAUAUAUCAGGUGGAUCUGUUUUUAUUAAGGAUAAUGUACAACAAGCCAACUCACAAGAAUUUGAAUCGCCAUUUGUGAAAAAACUACAACAAGAUUUGAAUGUCAAAAUUGACAGAGACACUACUAAACCGUAUUACCCAACUGUCUAUCCCAUACUUGAAUAUCAAAACAAUGACGAGAAUAGUAAUUCCCCAUUUAUAGAUUAUGGUAAAUCCAAGAUUCUAAUUAACAACAACAAGCUCCGUAAACAACAGCAAGAAGCUGAAUCACAACAGGAACAAGACAACCACCACAAUGCGGAAUUUAACAACCAAAAGCGCGCCAUUAACAAGAUCCAGUCUACUCCAAAACACCAACGUACAUCAUCUGUUAAAGUUUCCUUGACACCAGCACAGAGAUUUGAAAAGCGAAGCAACACACGUCUGUGUAAUGCUCUUGAAAAUUUUGAAUUUAUAACAUUGGUCGGGAAUGGUGCAUUUGCUAGCGUUUAUAAAGCUAUCAACAGAACUACUAAUCAAGUGGUUGCCAUUAAACAAAUUCGAAUAGAAAAGGAUCAGGAUGUCAGGGCACUUAUGGGAGAGAUUGAUUUAUUGAAAAUUUUGAAACACCCAAAUAUUGUCAAGUAUCAUGGUUUUGUGAAAACUUCUAUUUCUUUAAACGUGAUCCUUGAGUAUUGUGAAGGAGGGUCUUUGAGACAAUUGUAUAAAAAGUUAAAGAAGGGGCUACCGGAGACUCAAAUUAUAAAUUAUGUGGGUCAAAUCUUGCAUGGACUCGCUUACUUGCAUGAACAAGGGGUAGUACACAGGGACGUCAAGGCGGCAAACGUUUUGUUGACAGAUAAGGGUGAUGUCAAAUUAGCUGAUUUUGGAGUGGCAACAAAAGUAAACUCCCAGCAUUUCACUGUUGUCGGAACACCCAAUUGGAUGGCACCGGAGACUGUGCUUGGUGGUGAAGGUAUAUGUACUGCUUCUGAUAUCUGGUCGUUGGGAGCCACGAUAAUUGAAUUGUUUACUACAAACCCUCCGUAUCAUGAUCUAAAUCCUAUGGCAACGUUACAUGCAAUUGGAACAGAUGAACACCCACCUUUGCCAAAGAGUAUUUCUUCUUUAGCAAGGGAUUUUCUUUUGGAAUGCUUUCAAAAGCAACCUAAUCUUAGAAUAAGUGCAAAGCUCCUUUUAAAACAUAAAUGGUUAAACCAUCGUGCUACUGGUAAAACAUCAAUGUCUGUUUUGUUAAAGCAACCAAGCCGGGAUUUCAGAUCUAUUAAAAACUAUUCUGAAACAAAUGACGAAAACUGGGAUACUGAUUUUGUCGAAGCUCAAUUUUCCAAUUUAAAAAGUGUUAAACCAUCUGUAAUAGAAUUACAAAUAGAAAAUGAACCAUCUGAUUACAAGCGCACCGAGUAUUCUAAGAAGGAGUUGUUGACAAAAUUCAGUGAACGAGAUGAUGAAACUUUCCAGAAUACCGAUGUGAGUACCAUCCAAGUAAUGAAAUCCAAUGCAGAUGCAAUUUCCGGAGAUUUAGAAGAAUCAGAUCCUUUCUUGGAUAUAGAAAUUGAAAAUUUUGAUACAAAUGAGUUGGAGGUGCAAAGUAAAAUGGAAUAUUUGGUUGCAAGACUAGGGCGUAAAUUAGAGGCAGUUCAUUUAUCAGGAGAUGAGGUGGUUCCCGCUUUAAUAAAGGUAACAGGAAGAAUGUUGCACCUCAUUAAGAAAUACCCAGUUCUGCAUGAUGCAUUGAUUAGAGAUCAUGGUAUUUUGUCCUUGUUGGAAUUAUUGGAAAAUGCAUCUGAAAUAAAGGGCCAACAACAACUAUGGUAUCAUUGCCUUUCAAUUCUAAACUAUCUCUUUGAGAGGAACCUUGGGACCUUGGAAAAUUUUUGCUUUCUUGGUGGUAUUCCAACUGUAUCCAAUUUCAGGAAUAACAUUUAUGAAAUACAAGUUAGAUUACAAGUUGCAAGAUUUAUUGGUAUCUUGAAUCUGUCAGAUAAAGCUUUGUCUAUGUUUGUAUCAUGUGGUGGACUUAGUUUAGUUAGCAUGUUUGUGGAAGAAGAUUUUGAUGUCACUCCUGCAUUCCAAUUGGUAGGUAUAGAAUCAGUUCACAAUAUUUUGGUUAAAGAUUUAAGUAGAUCUAAGUCAGAUUUAUGUCGAAUAUUAGCCAAGCAUGGUAUACUGUUUUGGUUGGUUGACUUACUAGCACGCUUGUUGACUAGUAAUGGUGCUAGAAAUUUAACUUCAGUCCAGAUUGAUUCAACAGUUGGGAAUAUUGUUGACAUUAUAAAGUAUUUUGGUCAAUCAGAGACACGAGUCAGAGUAGCUAUUGGAUCAGUUGAUUUUUUUAAAGCAAUUUUUGCUUCAUUUGAUUAUUUGAAAUUUGCUGACCAAUUAACAGUUUUGAAGUUUGUAAAGUCGAUGUCUUGUAUCUCCGAUCUUUUAAAAAAUCUUUAUCAUGCAGAAGCUUUGGAGUUUUUGGUAAAACUAUUAGAAAUUUAUGUUCCGUCAAAAUCCAAUUACAAAGAGGUAAUUAACGUGGUAGCACAGAUCAUAUAUAAUAUGUUGGCUUUGAACCAUUCUCGUGAAUCUGAAUUUGUGAGAUUGGGUGGUUUGCCAUAUUUGAAAAACUUGUCAAUUAUCAACUUGCCAUUCAGACAGUUUAUAUUGCCAAUCAUCUGUGAAUUUGUACAUUGUGAUAAUCAUGUUCGACGUGAAUUGAAGAAGCACGGAAUGCUCACUGUUUAUUUUAAUUUAUUAUUGGAUCCAUACUGGCAAUCCAACUCUUUGGAUUCUAUUUACUAUUGGUAUAAAUUAGAUUCAGACUAUGUCCAAUUAGAAUCCCCUAUUGCAGUGGAUUGUUUGAUUGGAGGAUUUUUAUUGACAAAAGUGUCUAACUUAGAAAGCACAUUGGAAAUUUACGUGAAAUUAUUGACAUCCAGUGUUGUAUUGACAAAGAAGAUGCUAAACAUGCCUAUAGUAAAUAGCAUUCUAGUGAAAUUAGUUGUCCAUGACAGCAAAAAUCCUGUGAUACAAUUGCUGUAUUUGAAAGUUUUGCGAUGUUUGAUUGCUGAUCUUGAUGAUUCAGAGAAUAAGUUGAAGUUUGCAAAUCCAAUAAGAACCUGUUUGGAAUCCUUGAAGCUGAGAAAAAGUUCUUUGUUGAUCGAAGAAGUUGCUAUAGAGCUUCUAGAAUUACUAGAAUAA
Molecule: messenger RNA, 3393 nt
Organism: Candida tropicalis MYA-3404
Lineage: Eukaryota; Fungi; Ascomycota; Pichiomycetes; Serinales; Debaryomycetaceae
Gene: CDC15
Product: serine/threonine protein kinase
Exons: 1
Coding region: 1-3393 (1130 amino acids)
Biological process (GO): protein phosphorylation
Molecular function (GO): protein kinase activity; ATP binding
Source: RefSeq, a predicted model, not a curated record